This is a messenger RNA of Physella acuta, 2845 nucleotides long. RefSeq lists its product as uncharacterized. The record is from RefSeq and is a predicted model, not a curated record. Lineage: Eukaryota; Metazoa; Mollusca; Gastropoda; Physidae.
CGUGUUGGGACGGUACACAAAAGGUCGCUUCAUGGCGGCGGCACAGCACCGUGUCCUACUUUAGACGUGUUCGUUUAAAUUUAAUUGAAUAUACGUUAUCUGCAUCGCACUGUGCACGGCUUAUAUACAACUAUAACCUCGUUUUCAAAUUGAACAAUCUACUUUUGUUUUCAAUACUUGAAUGGUGCUUUUAUAUCGAAUUCGAUGUUGGUCUAAUUUUAGUCUAUUUUAUACUGUGUAACCGUGUGUGUAGGCCUAGUAGGAUACCCUAGGUAGUUCAACUGACUUACAUAAGUCAACAGUCAAUGAUUUAGUAUGGAUCGGGGACAAAACACCGUGGACAACUUUAUCAGGCAAUAUCAGCUCCGCCAAUGCUUGCAAGCAGUUCUGUCAUAACACAGUGGUGAAAUGACAACGUGAUUUGAACAGAGGCUUAAAUACCAUAUUUGAUUGGACGGUUUUCAUUGUUUUGAUGUUGAACUCAAGGAAUAACUACAGAUUGUCCCAGUAGACUUUAACUCCAUGAUUUGUACCUAGAGCAACACACCAGCGACAAAUCUAGUCUUUGUUAGACUUUACACCGGGACAAAAUGCCAAGCUUGUACACCAGUUGUUUGGGCAGGAGACAGAUGCCUGACGGGAAAGACCCGGAUAGGGAGCACUUUCCGCUGGUCUUCUCAGAGAAUGACCAGCAGAGUCUGAGAAGCGUGUCCGGCACCAUGGAGAGCCGGAAGGUCAAGGUCGAGCGGUACCAGAGUACGGACAGCCAGGCGCAGAGAGACGAGGCACAGGAGCGGCAGAGGCGGAGGCUGAAAAGGAAACAGAGGGAGAAGGAGAUGAAGAAAAGGGCCCACCACGUGGUCCACUCGUCCUGGAAAUGGCUGAAAAGAGGCUUCAUUGCCAUAGCACCGGCGAUGACGUCAAUGCUGACGUUUUCACCAACCCCGGCCAAUUUGAUCUACGCCACUUCUGAAGUUCGGCGAGACAUGUCCAGAAACAACAUGACUUCUAGCUAUAUUUAAAGGGAUGUUUGAUUCGACUUUAUCUAGGGAAUAAAUGCUUCAUAUGCAUAGGUAACAGAAAAAGGUGAACUUUACUUGCUCUAUGGACCGUCAGGCUCGAAUGGGAGCUGUACACUAUCAUGCAUACAUUAGUUUAGAGCUAGUACUGGACUAAAGAAACGUUACCAACAUGUAUGUAAGGAGAUGUAAGAAAAAUUGUAAGUUCGCUGUGUAGCUGUGCUGCUCAUUGUGUGUGUGUAUGUGUGUGUCAUGCUCAUCGGAAAAGAAAUUCUUAAAGAAUUUACCGAAUGUCUAUUGUAUGAACUUUAAUGUCCCUUGAAUUUUAUCGAAUGUCUAAUGUAUGAAAAUUAAUUUCUUUUACAUUUUACCGAAUGUUUAUUGUAUAAACUUUAAUGCCAAUUUCAUUUUACAAGAAGGCUUGUUGAAUGAAAUUAUACGUCUCUUACAUUUUAUAAUUCAUCAAUUUUAUAAACUUUAAUGUCUCUACUAUUUUAACGCUGACAUUUUAUCUGAUGUUUAUUUUAUGAACAUUAAUAUUUCUGCUAUUUUGCCGAAUGUCUUUUGUAUGAAAUAACGGAUCAGCGUGGCAUAACAGUAGCGCGCUAGACUGCUAACCCCAAAAGUCUUGAGCUCGAAUCCGGGUUCAGUAAGUGAAACGUCCCUGAGUCCGCAAAGCCCUAAUGGGUGCCUAAUUCACGUUAGGGAAAGUAAAGAUGGACAGCAUAGUGCUGAUUACUUUUUUCUUUCAUACACCGAAGUAAAAAAACAAAAAAAAAACAAAUGAACUCUACUUCUUCUGCCCAAUGGAUCGCUAGGUCUAAAUAGGAAUCUACCGAAUGCAUGUUGUAUGCCCAUAUACUUGUAUGUCCCUUACAUUUAAAAAAAAAGUCUAUUUUAUGAACUUUAGUGUCUCUACUAUUUUAUUGAAUGCCUGCUGUAUACCCAUGUAUUGUAUGUCCAUUACAUUUUAUAAAAAAUGUCUAUUUUAUGAGCUUCAAUGUCUCUACUAUAUUACUGAAUGCCUGCUGUAGGCACAUGUAUUGCAUAUCCCUAAUAUUUUACCGAAUGUCUAUAUUGUAAGUUCUAGUGUCUGUACUAUUUUACCGAAUGCCUGCUGUAUGCCCAUGUAUAGUAUGUCCCCUACAUUUCCCCCUGCCCAGCCAGUGUGUAGGCUGUAAGCUGUGAUACACCCCUCAUGUGUGUGACUCAAGAUCAGCUGGUCUAUUGAUUAUUUACAUUACCAUACAUGUUUGUUUUUUAAAAUGCAAUUUUCAAGUAUAUUUAUGUUCAUUUGUUCAUUAUGGUCAUGUAUAUAGAAUGUAUCCCUGUAGUUUCAAUGAAGGCUAAAUAUAGAUUCACGUGAUCUUUGAGAAUACCUGGGCUAAAUAAACGGAAAGUUUCAAGUAAUAGGCUACAGCAAAUACAGAUCAAUACAGCCUGUUGUAGGCCUAGCUUUAUAAUUCUUGGGUGUCCUCUCACACAACGAACAUUUUCUGCCUGUAAAACCCAAAUGUACUUUCAGUAAACCGAACAUUGGCUUUAAAAUAUCAGCUAUUUACUUUUAAAAUCUAUUCCCACUAGCUGCCAGUCAACAAAUACAAUUUUUAUACGUUGUUUGUAUAUAUUUUUGUGAUACUUUUGAAACAUUUACUAAACUUUAUAGAGAACACGAAAUAUAUUUUAGAUGUUAACAACAUGACAUUUUUAAUAUAUUUACAAAGCACCAGUGAGAAGAAGGGGUAUUUUAAAAGUGUGUACAGACUUUAAGAACCGUUUUAUGUAAACAGACAAUUAUAAAAUAAAUAAAAUGUUAUAUAAACGUU